Molecule: messenger RNA, 477 nt
Organism: Gongylonema pulchrum
Lineage: Eukaryota; Metazoa; Nematoda; Chromadorea; Rhabditida; Gongylonematidae
Source: the annotation of a GenBank genome assembly
AUGUUCUCACCGGAGGAUCGAAUUCAUUUUUAUCUGCAAACAGCGCUAACAAUUAUUCUACGAUUGCAAAUAGUAGAGGAUUUAACUGCAGAAGACCGCUCGUUAACACAAGCAAUAAAUCGGCAAAAGCUAAACAAAAUUUUGACGAUGUGUCUCAUGGCGAUCGAAAUCUAUCCGGAAAACAUCUUUGCUAAGUAUUUUCUUUUCUGUCCAAAAAGCAUUCUUUCAAAAGUAGCCACUGUAGAGUUGGCACGCAUGGAUGGUAAUUCCGAAAAAUACACAGGAGCGCUUGGAAAGCUGCAAGAGUACGCUUAUAAAUGGAUGGAAAGAGUUAAAAAUGAGAAACUUUUCGCAUUCGCCGCCUGGGGUUACCUCUGCGGCUGCCGGCGCGCAAUAUCAGCACUGUUUCACGCUACGCUGAAAUACUUGUUUACACUGAGCCCUGGCAGUCACAGCCUAAUACAGUUCAUUGAAUAA